AGAGAGAGAGAGAGAGAGAGAGAGAGAGUAAAGGAACGAAAAAAAAAAGAGGAGGUUUAAUCGCGUUUUUGUAAAAAAGAGAAAUAUUAAAAGCAAAAAGCAAUAGAUAAAAAAAGAAAGAAGAUAGAGAUAGUGUCGAUAGGUGGGAGGGUGUGUGCGCAUAAAAAACGAAAGAAAAGAGAUCGGCAGCCAUAUUUUUCCGACAUCGUUUCAUUCUAUGGCUCAUAGUGCCGUUUCUACUUGGAGUCUUUGAAGCUGCUACUCGUCAGCGACCUCGACGAGCCAACGGAUUCGCGCCGCCGCCGUGUAGGAAUUUAAAGAGGAUGGCCGAGGAAAGGAGUUAGUGUAAGAACUCGGAGAGAUAGAGACGGACGGAUAAAGAGAGAAAGAAAGAAAGAAAGAAAAAGAGAGAGAAAGAGAGAGAGAGAGAGAAAAAAAAAGAGUAGGAGAGAUAACGAUAAGGUAUCGGACGCUAAUGAUACGGUGUGGCGGCCGAGAGAGUAUCGAGUGUGCGUGUAAACGGUGCUAGAAGAGCGCGAGAAUCGGCGGACGUUCUUUCGUCUGGUUUUUGGAAGAAAAAAAAAAAAAAAGAAAGCACGAAGAUCAAAGGUGGAGAAUAAAAUCGCUACUACUACGUGUUAGGUUAUCUGCGAUUUUCUAACGUCUAACAAGGAGAACGAGACGGCAGUACGGUCGCGACAUUUUUGUGAGAACAACGACGACGACGAAGAACGACGGAGAAGGGGCCUUCGAUCUUACGAAGAAUCUCAGCUCAUUCUUCGUGGUUCAUCAUUCCUCGUCAUUAUCAUCGUCAUCGUCUUCAUCAUUCACAUUGUCAUCGUCAUCAUCAUCAUCUUUUUCCUCAUCUUCCUUCUCUUCUUCUACGUCGAUAGGCUACCCGUGAAAACGGAAACCUUUGGUAUAUCUCCCACAUCGCACACAGUUACGCGAUACCGCGUACAUCAGCUCCACGAGAUGGAAAAACGAGCUGCUUUUGUGCUGCUGGGAAUGCUAUAUUUAGCGGGCACCCUCGAGUCGGUCCAAGCAGUGAACUAUUCGGGACCGGCGAUCGUACACAAGGGUCAACCUUGGAGUAUCGAAUGCAGCGGCCUCCAGCCGGACGAUAACAUUAGGUGGACCAGAAACGGUCAGACUCUCGAGCCGGAGUUGGCGAGCGGUCAAUUGAUCGUCCGUUCGAAGGCCAAGACCGGAGGAAGCGAGCUAGCAGCGAUUCAGGCCACGGAUUUCCACGAAGGCGACUACAAGUGCACGUCCGACAGCUCCGAAGCUUUUCAUCUAUCUCUAUAUUUCGACGUGAAGAUUCGAGUACUUACACAAAAGGAGACACCCCUUUCGUUGGAGUGCGCUAAUCGAAGCACUGGAGAUAAAGCAGCAUGGUAUAAGGAAAAAAUGCCGAUAUCGACGGCAUUGGUUGGUAAAGAGGACCUGAUCAAGAUAGACAACGAGACUGGCACCCUGGAAGUAUUGAAGAUCGACGAUAUCGUCGUUUAUGGAAAUUAUUCUUGCAAAGUAGGGAAUACUUCGACCGACUACAGGAUCGUACCGAAACCUACCGUUGUCUUACCCGAAUCGACCAGCGUCGUCGAAGGUGAAAAAUUGCUUUUAAUAUGUAACGGCAAACACAGUCCAGGUGUCAAGAUCAUAUGGACGUUUGGAAAUCAAAAUUACACCGCGAGCAAGGGUAGAGUAAAGAUUUCGCGCGACCAAGAGAGAGGAAUUUACGGUGCCGUAUUGACGGUAGAAAACAUCGAGAUGAACGAUCGCGGUAAUGUCUACUGCAGAGUGUCUUAUAAUUGGUCCGACCCGGUGGAGGGUCAUUCGGCGCAAGGUGCCACUUUACUUAGGGUCAAGGACAAACUCGCCGCACUUUGGCCUUUCCUUGGUAUCUGCGGUGAGGUCGUCGUACUUUGCGCCAUUAUUCUUGUUUACGAAAAGAAACGAAAUAAGGCCGAACUUGACGAGUCCGAUACCGAGCAGAGUCCCGACACUAAACCAACGCCUAACAAGGAUUCCGAUGUCAGGCAGAGAAAGUGAAGAGUCAGAGUUUAAGCGGCGGAAGAACGAGCGCGAUGCGUAUACAUAUAUACCAAGAGAAAAAGAAAAUGAGAUAAGGAAAACGAAACGUGGUAUUUCAUGGAGUGACAACUUAAAACCAGCCCGGAAUACUUAGCGCAUAUGGAUCUUCAUCGAAGAAGGAAAAUAAAAAUACAGAUUGAUAGAUAGAAAGAAUGUAUGUAUAUGUAUCUGUGUAUGUUUGCAUGUAUGUAUGUGUGUAUCAUGUAUGAAAGAGAAAGAAAGAAAAAGGGAGAGGGCAGAGAGAGAGAGAGAGAGAGAGAGAGAGAGAGAGAGAGAGAGAGAGAGAGAGAGAGAGAGAGAGAGGGGGAGGGAGGGAGGGAGAGAGGGAGAGAGGGAGAGAGAGGGAGGGAGGGAGGGAGAGAGGGAGAGAGAGAGAGAGAGAAUGGAAGUAUUAUCUGCCAUCACAACGUGUGCUAUUGCGUAAAAGAAAGGAAAAGGAAAGAAAAGCAAAAUAUAGAAAGGAGGGGAAAGGAAAGAAAAAGGUAGAAAAAUAAAAUAAAGUAAAAUAAAGUAAAGUAAAAUAAAGUAAAGUAAAGUAAAAUAAAGUAAAAACGUGGAGCUUAUGCAUAAGCGCACGGAAAUUACCAUUUACGAACGAGUUAUAUUAAGUCUUAAUAUGGUGUUCGUUCCAUUUAUCCAAAUGUUCGUCUAUUCGUACUCUUAACUACACUGCUUUUGCUCGAUAGAAAAAUGAUGUGCUGAUGAGUCUCCGUGUGCGUGCGUCAUGCGCGUACGACGCGAUUGUGCAUGUGUGUGCGCAUGUGUAUAUGUAUAUGCGCGCACGUGUACUGCCUGCGUGUGUGUAGUGCUGCUCGAUGUGCGCGUUUUGAGAGGAAAAAAGAUGUCCGUGUAAUAACGUUUGGAGGAGAGAAAGUAAAAAGGGCGCGAGAGUCAUGAUGAUAAAUAAUGAUGACGUAAUGAUGAUGAUAAUGAUGAUGAUGGUGAUGAUGAAGAAGAUGAUGAGGCAGCGUACGGAAAAUGUAUUCAAAAUGGCGCAUUGGAUACGGCAUUACUUAUGAUAAUCUGUGCCGAACGACAAGAACUUGAAUCGGUUAUAAUUGCCGAUACGAUUUCCGCGAAGAAUGCGAUUGCACGUGCGUGUUAGUGGCUGCGAGAAACAAAAAUAAACCUUAGUUGUUGCAAUUAAUCUUAAUGUAUUAGUAUGAUGGUCGGUCGCGUAUUCGUUCACUACAUAACUUAGUAUCGUUCUUCUGAAACAAGAAAAUAAGAGGGAUUGGGAGAAGUAGAUUUGUGAGAGAUAGGGUGAGAGAGGGAGAGGGGGGGGGGAGAGAGAAAGAGAGAAAAGUCAGUCAAAAAUGAUGACUGAGCGGCAUCUCUCUGUAUGUAACUUCGUGCGCAUGAUCGACGAAAAUGGAGAAGGAAGAAACAAAUAAAAAAAAAAAAAAAAAAAAAAAAAAAAAAAAACAAAAAAAAAGAAAAAAAAAAGAAAAAAAAAACAA
Vespula vulgaris is the source of this 3557-nucleotide messenger RNA. It is a transcript of the gene Bsg, whose product is annotated as basigin. Gene Ontology annotation, molecular function: cell adhesion molecule binding. The transcript is spliced from 5 exons. Gene Ontology annotation, biological process: cell-cell adhesion. Bases 976 to 2055 code for a protein of 359 amino acids. Gene Ontology annotation, cellular component: cell-cell junction. The record is from RefSeq and is a predicted model, not a curated record. Lineage: Eukaryota; Metazoa; Arthropoda; Insecta; Hymenoptera; Vespidae.